Prorocentrum cordatum is the source of this 867-nucleotide messenger RNA. Lineage: Eukaryota; Dinophyceae; Prorocentrales; Prorocentraceae. The record is from the annotation of a GenBank genome assembly.
AUGGCAGCAGGAGCAUUCGGGCGUGCCCUUGCCCGACAUGCAGCGCAUCCUCAGCCUUGGCUCCCCGCCCACGGCGAUCCCACUGACGGCGGCGCCGUCGCUGCCGAGCACGGGGGCGGCCCCAUCGGCUGCUACGCCAGCGGUUGCGGCCUCGCCAUCUGCUACGCCAGCGGCUGCGGUCACAUCGUCUGCUACGCCAGCGGUUGCGGCCCCACCAUCUGCUACGCCAGCGGUUGCGGCACCGUCGUCUGCUACGCCAACGGCUGCGGCACCGUCGAGUGCUACGCCUGUGGCUGCGGUCCCAAAGCUCGCGAGGGGUCGCAGGUCCAGGGGGAGACGCCAGACCCAGUGCAGAAGCGCAAGGCAGCGAAAGCAGUCUCCGCAGGGGUCCCCGUCGAGCCCUCCGCCAAGAAGAAGGCCAAGACCUCGGAUCGCGAGGCGCAUGGUGAGCCUGCUGGGAGCACCGCGGAUGGGGGCGUGGCGACGGCCAAGGAGAAGAAGAAACUGGAGGCCAAGGAGACGCGGAAGGCUACGUCGGAUGCGCAGGCCCAGGUCUCGCUCUUCAGCCAGGUCGUCAUGAACGCUGACAUGCUGGAGUUCACGAUCGGGACAGACCCUGCGUGGGAGUGGGCGAAGGAGCACAAGAAGUUCGUGGCGAUGAAGAACGCGAGGGCCCAGCUCAAGGCCAAGGAGCUCCUCACCACGAAGAUGCAGGACGUGAAGACCAAGUACGGCGAUGCCUACUUCACCGAGCAGAUCCAGAAGAUCCCCUCCAUCAUCAGUGGCCCCAUCGCCAAGCUGCAGGACUGCCUCGACAAGCUGAACAACAUCCACGCGUUGAACGCCAGCGAUGACGAUCAGGAGUAG